UUCUGGAAUACAUCAUCAUCGCAUUUUAAACGAUUUUUAAUAUUAUUUUCUUGCUUUUGCUUGUGAUUUUGAUCCACUUAACCGACGUUUAUUAACGAUCGGAGUGCACCAUCCUUUACGUUAUACACCGGAAAGUUUGGUGAUAAAGAUAUGGUGUGAAUCAGGACAGACGGUUUGUUGAAAUACGAUGUUUCUUGUUUGUCGUGCACCUUGUCAUUUACGCAUCGAUUUGAUUGAAAAUACUUGAUGCUAAAGACUCAUCAAAUCCUCUCAAAAUAAGGUGAAUAUUACUGCUUGCCGUCUCGUAUACGACUUAACGACAUCUCCUUUUUUCGGUGUCGAUUUUGGCACUUGCUGUUUAUGAAUUAUUGACGUAAAGGAAUAUGGGGAUUGUUCAGCGUUGAAUCUCCGCCAACACUCAGAACAAUGUGUCUAAAUUCAAGAUCAGCUUUAUUAAAAUAAUUUGAUGUGGUUUGAAUCAAGAUUACAACAUGGAUUCUCCUUGGUUCAUCUUAUUUGCUGGUUUCUCAUUGUACUUGGCUCAAAGGACUUAUUGUCAAGAUAUUAACUGUGGCUCACACUACACUAGCAAGACAGGUUCCUUCUCUUCUCCAGGCCAUCCCAGCCAAUACCGACCUAACUUGUUUUGUGUGUGGACUGUAAGGGUUACUGGGAGUAACCCAGAAAUCACACUUACUUUCAGGUCGCAAGGAACAUUUAUGCAAUCUGGCACACAUAUUGGUCAGGAGUCAGACAAACAGAUGAAUGUGUUCUUUAUUUUGAAUAAAUUUUCAGCCAUUACGACAUCCCAGGCUACCGCUGGUAUCGUUGCUGCAAUAUUUUGUGGCAUCGUGUUUCUUGGUGUUGGUGCAAUGAGGUGCGUCAUGAUGGGUGCUUGUCAACGCUGUCAGAAUGAGACACCUGAAAAUAGAGAAUGUGUUGGAACGCAUGAAACUGUUAGUAACUAUGUUAUGGAUUGUCCUCCGAGCUAUAGGACAGUUAUGGAACACCCAGAACGUUUUCCAACGCCAAACAUAACGCCUCAUAUCUCACCAACAUCAACCCCUCGUGCAUCACAUUACUGUGAGCAAAAUGAAGUGGAUGAUGACGACAGUGAACCACCUCCACCAUACUCCAGGGUUGUUCCACUAGUACAAGAUAUAGAUACAGCAGGAACUAGUGGAAGGAAUGCUCAAGAAAUACAUGUUGAUGUAGAAAGAACAAUUAACCCUGUCAAUAGCAAUAUAGAGACUGUAAUAAUUCACAAUAAUCCAAGAGAGGCUGAAUUAACCGAUACAGAAACUGAAAGGCCAUCUGCUAAUAGACGAAAUAGUUAUAGUAUUGCUUCGUGUGAAAAUCCUGUUUUGUCGCCAAACCCAGAUCUACAAAGUCUUGAAGAACUUGAUUCUGAUAACAACAAUGAUAGAUGUAAUGACAGACAAUCAACAGGGAUGAGAUCUGUCGAUCCAAGGAAUACACGUACAGGUGAUUCAAAUGGUUCAAUAAGUAUUAUGGACGAUAAUAAUGAACCAAUUUGUAACCAUGACAAUGAGCCUAAUGAUAUUGGGUGUCGUAGUACUGUGGCACAGAUUACAGAACCCCCUAUAAAUGGUUACAUAUCGGGUAGAGGAUGUGGUGGUCCUAGACGUGACCAUUCAACACAAACUGACGCUGCAAUUAGCAGACGUGGAUAUAAUGUGUGAUUAUAGCGUUUGUAAUAUUGCAUUAAUAAUGCCUCUCUACCUUUACUUCCCACUUGCUCUAGACAUUACACUCUAUUUUUUAAUCUCUCUUUAUAUAUAUUUUUGGACCGAGUGGGAAACUAGUACAAAACCCCUGAGUAGGGUAGGGUGGGUAGGAUAUUGGACAAACUAAAUCAACCAAAAAUAAACAUUGACCAAGGGAAAUGGAAGGACUGCUCAAAGACUAUAUUUGCUGUUAGGUUGCUAUAGUAACUAAUGGUUUGACAAUGUUUUUUGGUUAUGAAAACUUUAUGCGAAAAUUUUCUGCACAACUUUUGUUUUUCUCUACUAUUAUAAACAUUUUAAAAUGUAUGGUACUAAAUUAAUGAUUUAGAGAAAAGAAAUGUUCAUGCAGAGCUGCCCCGCUGCUGUGGUGACUAGCGAUAACAAAUUUUUGAAACAGCUGAAGAACUGAUGCAUAUGAUGCAACCUGAUUUGUGCUGUGCUGCCAUAGCAACAGUAGCAUGCAGAUUAUGCUGUGUUCGCAUUCCAUGCUUCUGCGAAAGCAUCUGUUUUCACCUCAAAUUGCAAUGCUGUUGUUGCUACAUUUAUUGUGUGUGGUAUCUGUGGCUUAGUGAGAUCUCUCUUAUAGAGAGCAAUGUAACAUUUUCCCCCAAAUCCACAGGAAUCCCCAUGAAUUAAUUAAAUUUAAGUGCUAAAAGUAAAUUAUUUGGGGGACGUUCCCCCUCGUGCCCCCAUC
Molecule: messenger RNA, 2442 nt
Organism: Actinia tenebrosa (Australian red waratah sea anemone)
Lineage: Eukaryota; Metazoa; Cnidaria; Anthozoa; Actiniaria; Actiniidae
Source: RefSeq, a predicted model, not a curated record